Molecule: messenger RNA, 3129 nt
Organism: Theobroma umbraticum
Lineage: Eukaryota; Viridiplantae; Streptophyta; Magnoliopsida; Malvales; Malvaceae
Product: putative pentatricopeptide repeat-containing protein At3g23330
Biological process (GO): RNA modification
Molecular function (GO): protein binding; zinc ion binding; RNA binding
Source: RefSeq, a predicted model, not a curated record
ACCAAUGCAGGGCUCCUUGCCUGGCUUAUUGCUUCAACACUCUUGGUCCUCAGCUUUCUCACAACGUCACUGCCAAAACCCCAAUAAAACUUUGCCUGAAUUUGUAUUGGCAGCGAUCUGUGACUUACUAAAACCUACGAAAACUAUUCUAACUACCACAGAAAAAUCCCCAUGCAAUCCCUGCUGAAAUGCUCCUCCGUUAUCCCAUCUUUCCCUCCAUUUUUUCUUAAAAACCAAACUCCCAAAACAACCCAUUUUUCUCAGUGUAAUAUCAUUAUUAAUCACAAUUUAAAACAGCUAAAACCAACCCAUUUGCUUAAACCUCAUGCUAAUCCAAAGCCAACCCUUUUUUACUUCAAUCUCUACCUUCGGCUUUAUAUAAAUGCAGGUUUCAUGCAAGAAGCGCGUGACCUCUUUGAUUCAAUGCCUGAAAGAACUCUGAUUUCUUGGACUAUCCUCAUGUCAGGCUAUGCCAAACAUGGUCCUACUAAGGAAGCCUUGGCAUUGUUUAAAGAGAUGUUAUCUGGUGAUGAAACGGUGCGUCCUGACUCGUAUGUUUACGCGGUUGUGUUGAGAAGUUGUGGCGAAAUACGAGAAUUGGGGUUUGGAAAAGGAGUUCAUGGCCAAGUUUUGAAGAAAGGAGAAGCUUUUCUUGAUGGGUUUUUAGAGAAUUCUUUGGUGAAUAUGUAUUCAAGUUGUGCGGUAUUGGAAGAUGCUGUUUUGAUUUUUGAUGGGAUUGAGAAGCCUGGUUUGGUUGCUUGGAGUUCAAUGUUAAGUGCCUAUGUGAAAAAUGGAUUUGGAAAAGAAGGGUUGAAUGUCUUCUUAAAUAUGGUUUUUGAGGGAAUUGAGUUGGAUGCUUUUGUGUUUUCAAUGGUUAUGAAGGCAUGUUCCAAUUUGGACGACUUGAACAUGGGAAUUCAAAUUCAUGGUUUAAUGGUUAAGAAAGGUUUUGGGAGAGGGGGUUGUUUGUUUCUGGACAAUAGUUUGAUGGAUUUUUAUGCAAAAUGUAAGAAUUGGAAGGGAUUCAGACGAGUUUUUGAUCAGAUGCAUGAGAAAGAUUUGGUUUCUUGGAACACAUUAAUUAUGGGUUAUGUACAUAGUUUUCAUUACCUUGAAGCUCUUAGGAGUUUUAGACUUUUGAUGGAUGAAGUUUGUUAUUGUGAUGAUUUCACCAUAACAAGUAUUCUCAAGGCAAUUUCUAGUUUACAUGACAUGGAUUAUGGUAAGCAGGUUCAUGGAUAUAUAGUUAGGACAGGUUUAGCGUUAAAUAACUAUGCAAUGUGCUCACUUUUGGAUAUGUAUAUUGAGUGCAUUGAGCACGAGAGCUCAGAUCACUGCAAACAAGUUCCUCUAAAGUUGUAUGUUGGCUUAGAAAGAGGAGAAUCUAAUGGGUUUAUUAUUGCAAGCAUGCUAAAAUGGUGCUCUAUGUUAUCAAAUCUUGAUACUGGGAAACUAUUCCACUCCCUGGCCAAGAAACUUGCUGUAGACUCUGAUCCAUAUGUUAUAAGCUCAUUGAUUGAUAUGUAUUCCAAGUGUGGGAUGCCAGUGGCUGCUUUAAUGGUUUAUGAAAGAGUAGAAAGCCCUGGCACUGCAACGUUCUCAGCUUUGAUUUCCGGACUUUCUUGGAACGGUUGGUUUGUCAAAGCACUAGAGUGUUUCCAAAAAAUGCAGUUUAAUGGUAUUGAAGCAAAUGAGUUCACCUUUACUUCUGUUAUUCUAGCUAGUAUGGCUUUAGGUGAUCUUAGGAAGGGAAAAGAAUUACAUGGAAAGAUACUUAAAACUUGUUAUGGAUCAAAUGCUUCUGUUGUUAAUAUGCUUAUUAAUCUCUAUUCAGAAUUAUCAGAUCACCAACAAGCACUCAAGCUAUGUUCCUUGAUUUUGGAUGCUGAGAUAUCGUGGAAUUUAUUGAUACAGGCCUGCCUCAGGGCAAAUGACCAUGAAACGAUUCACAAACUUCUCAGGAGGAUUCAAUCGUGCUCUGGGUGCAUUGAGCCAAUCUCUGUUUGUGAUAUUUUCAGCUCCUGUACCAGCCCAGUGCUUUUGCAAAUGGGGAUGCAAGCUCAGGCUUACAUGACCAAAAGGGGUCUUCUCUCACAUCCUACAAGUGGCAGUGGUCUCAUUCAGAUGUAUUCUGGAUGUGGACAAAUUGCAGAGGCAGAUUUGGUCUUUGAGUUGAUUCCAGAGAAGAGUUCUCUGUCUUGGACAUCCAUCAUCUCUGCAAAAGUGGAGCAUGGCCAUCCAUCCGAAGCUCUGGCCUUGUUUAAUGAAAUGAGAAGAAGGAAUAAAUCAGUGGACCGAAUUACUUUAAAAUCAGUCUUGAAGGCUUGCGCCCAAAUGGGUCGGGUCGAUGAGGCACAUAGUUUGUUAAUGUCCAUGGAAGUGGUUUAUGGAGUUGAGCCAUCAGAAGAGCAUUAUUCCUGCAUUGUUGAAGCUUUUGCACGAGCUGGAAUGCUAGAAGAAGCUGAGAACUUUAUCAAUGAGAUUGUUCCGGAAAAAGUAGGCACAAUGAUUUGGAGAACUCUUCUUUCAUCUGCCCGAAUUAUUGGAAAUAUGGAGGUGGCAAAAUUUGCUUUAGAGAAGCUAUUAAAACUAGAUUCAAGUGACUGCUUUGCAAGGCUACUGCUUGAGAAGGUCCUGGUGAUGUUUGGUAAGUGGAAAGAUGCAUCGAAGACUGAAGUUAAAACUAAAAGAAUAGGGCCAACUUCUAGCUGGAUAGAAGUGCAAAACAAAAUAUAUGAAUUUGUCUCAGACCAAAAUCCAACUGAAAAAGUCUCUGACAAAAUAGCGGAACUAGGAAGAGAGAUGGAGGAGCUGGGAUAUGUAGCAGAUAGAAACCAUUUGCUGCAUGAUGCAGAAGAGGAAGAAUAUGAUGGUGUGGGUCUUGCUCAUACUGAGAUGAAGGCCAUUGCAUUGGGGCUCAUAUCAUUACCCCAUGGAAUGCCUAUAAGAGUGAUUAAGAGUGUUAGGAUGUGUGGUACUUGUCAUUCAGCAUGCAAGUUCGUGUCAACCUUUGUAGAUCGAGAAUUGGUUGUCAAGGACACUUUCACUUUUCACCACUUCAGAGAUGGAAGAUGCAGUUGUCGAGAUUCAUGGUAGCAGCUAUCAAUGAAAUAUACAACUGUAAAUGUA